CUGUGGCUGAAGGUGGCGGGGUAAGGUCCAGUCCAGCAGGGGUUGUAAUAGUUAGUUGUGAGUGUGUCAAGGGCCCGGUUGUGUCACGCCGCGCUUCGCUUCAUAUCUUAACAACGCUCUGCGCUAGUUAGGCAAGAAGACCUUUACACAUCGUUCAGUCACCAAGAGUUCCCUAGCCGUCAGCAAUGGACACCUCCCUCUACCACCAAUACGUCGGUGACACACCACACCACCACAGGGUUCGUCCCGUGGUGGUCGGCGCGCCCUACGUGCUGUGUACCUUUGCCCUGGGCAUCAUCCUGAUGGCUGUGGGCACCUUCAUUACCUCGCACGCCUACGAUGAUAAGAAUAGAGACCCCGUGCUGCUGGGCGUGGGUCCGGGUCUGCUGGGGCUGGGAGGUCUGCUGCUGCUCAGCGCCGUCGUCAUCUGCGUGGUGGCAUGCCUGAGGAAUCGCAAGCUCCGGGAAGUUUUGUCAGACGACUUCUUCACCAUCGGAGCCUCAACAUUUUAUGGAGGCAAUGAGUUUGUUCAUCUGAACGACGAGAACGAGAUGGGCACUUACUCUUCCCGACACCACCGACGCCGCCUCUCCAUCUCGGGCGGCGUCACGGACUCCAAUGAAGGCGUCAUGAUUCUGGCCAGCACUGUAGCCGAGGAGAGAGAAAGACAGAGAAAAAACUCACGAAAGUUUGCUCGGAAUCCGUCCCACAAGAGUGUCAGCCAGGCCUGCUACAUGGGACCGCAGGGACUCGCACAGGACCGCCUGAGUAGGGAAGACCCUGACUACCUGGGGCUGGAUCCAAUCCGACGAGCAGAACUGCUUCCCGAGCUCGCACAAGACUACGGCCAGAGUGAGAGCGACGACUCUCGCUACAUUCCUAGGGACCGAUCCACCAGCAUGUCUGUUCGCCUGCCGCGGUCGCACCUGACUCCAGUUGAGCAGAGACUGCACAGAAAUCUGUCCUACACCCCGGCCUCCCGCGUAAGACUCCAGCAACAGCUUCAGCGCCAACGGCAGCAAGCGGGCCUGCGCGACCAGGGUUGGGAGGUGCAGCAGUCUGAGCCUCAGCGGAAACGCAGCUCCAAAAGAAAAGCUCAGGCCAUCAUCAACGAGGUCGCAGAGGGUCCUACUGUACAUCAGCUUCCAAAAUACGAUCCUGACCUCCUGGCCGCCUUGGGUUUGGGACCAAGUCAACCCCGCCUGAACAGAGGCAUGAGUGAGGACGGACAUCUGGUCUCGGAAGCUGCCCGGUCCACCGACUGGAGAGACAAUCCCGACGUGACACACGGCAGCCUCGGAAACACCCGACGAAGACCGUCCGUGGUGAUGGGCGUGAAGGGCCUGCGUCCCAAGCAAUCUGGGACCGCCUACAGGCACACCUCUUCCAUCUACGCCUCUGACAUGGAGUUGCACAGGACUGAUGCGACAGUCACCAGCGAUACGUCCCAAGCAGUACAAGAAUUUCGAGAUUUCCAGGCACAGGUCGGCAAUGCUCAAUACCUCUCCCCUCCAGAAUCUAGCAUGACCAACCGCAGCCUUGGGUCCUCUCCCACACUACUGCCUCCUUACGACUAUGAAGACACCUUACCUCAGCCGGAAACCAGGAGGGAAAACACACCUACUUCCACGCCAUCACACAAGCAUAGGAGGCGCCCGUUAUCGAACAUAUCAUCAGCGUCUGAGUCUUGUUGCUCCGAGUGCUGCGGGAGUCACCAGCAGAGUAUGAAUGGAGUGCCUAGUGAACAGGAACUCCCGAUAAGACCACCCAACCAAGAGGAAGACCAAAGCACUGACCAGGAACGAGAGGAUAGUGACGCUUGAGUCGAGCUGAAGGAGAGGAUAGCAUUGUAGUUCAUGAUCUUGUCUACGCUAUUGCUUUGAGCCAUACUGAAGAUGAUCUUUAAGUAGCAUUAAUUGUAUAGUCCUCCCUCCUUAUCUUAGCGAGGAUAUUGUCGUAAUCAUAUUUGUCACUUUGGUGGAGAUGGUUCGGAUAUUCACGUGCUCUCCAUACUGUCUUGAACCGUCUUUUUCUAUGUAAGAGGGCCUACAGUGAAGGACUACAAAAAAAGUAAAAAAGCCCACUAAAGUUCCAGUCCCUAAAGAAAAGGGCCAAAAGGAUUAUCUAUAUCUGAGGAGAAGGAUGUGAUAUGUAACUAUAUAAAACCUAGAUACUAAGGAACUUUUUUUAAAGUUUAUAUUAAUUUGGUGCCUUUGAACCUGAACGAAGAACUGACACGCUUUGAUUACUUCGUAUGCUUUUACAUCUCAUUCCUUUUGGUUUGUCUCCAUAAUCUUCACCACCAUGUCCAUCCUCUCUUACCAAUCCACGUUCCUCAUUCCACCACUUGAGUCUUGAGAAGUAAUCACUGUUGCAUCGUGUUAAAUAUUCAACUACUGUGAAUAUUGAAAACCAUUUUCUUCCUUCUGUGAAUCGUGUAAACUUUUUUCUCCAUUGUAAUUAAGGUAAAUGAUUUUUUCUCUUGUAAAUACUGUAAACUAUUACUUUCCUUGUGUUCUUAGAUUGGUUCUUAACAAUUAUAUUUGUUGCUGUGAGUUUUAGGAUACCUCAGAGAUAUUAAUCUUGCUCAUGUCAGACACCAGCACUUUUACUGCUUUGAAAAUAAUCAUAAAGGAAAAGUAUAUAUAAAUAUAUACCCUAAGGUCAUACAA
Scylla paramamosain (green mud crab) is the source of this 2672-nucleotide messenger RNA. RefSeq lists its product as uncharacterized. Lineage: Eukaryota; Metazoa; Arthropoda; Malacostraca; Decapoda; Portunidae. Bases 186 to 1823 code for a protein of 545 amino acids. The record is from RefSeq and is a predicted model, not a curated record. The transcript has 8 exons.